CCACAUGAUGGAGAGUUUGCUGUUGGAAGAUUUGCAUCAAAAUCCCCAUAGACUAUCCGUCUGUGGAAAGAUAGUCUUAUUUAACUGCAAACGUGCUUCCGCCUCAAAUGACAACGAGUUAAGUGAGUUAUUAUUCAGCAGCUUUUCAUUUAAACGGGAACACAACGCCUUCCUGAAGGCAGCUGACGGAGCAGCUGUCAUCAGCAGGAAGAGAUCAGCGCAUGUUGAUGUUUUGAGAUGUAAAUCUGCCGUAGAUGUCGAGAAGAGAUUCACCACACCCUGUGUUUUAGUGGUAAAGAAGAACGAGGAAGCGGAUAGCUUCCAGUAUAAUCUUCUCUCACUUAGCAGCUCAAACCGACUGGAGCCCUGCAUUGACUUUAAACUCCCUUAUAAAAUAAGGGAAAACGUGUCUAUCCUCCAGGGCCCCACAGUGUUGUGGAGCCAUGCUGGCAGUGUCUUCUAUACAUCCUUGCAGGUUGGAGAGGUGAGACAGAUCCCCUUUCAGUUGUCCCACAGUGUUUAUGGAGAACUCCCUCUCUCCAAAGGGCAAGUAUUUGUUAUUGGACUGCAAAACUUGUCAGAACAGUGCUCAGAUAAUCAGUCCACAAGUCAAACCCUGGGCUAUUUUAUUGAGAGUGGACACAUGUUUGACGGCUCUAUGAUUGUACCUCAUCCAUACAUUUCCAUCAUAAGGUGCAUCUUGGUGCUGUCAGCAGACAAAGUGGAAGGUGUGCUAAAAUCUGCUGUGGUUGCAGCCACCUGUACUGGACAACUUGUUUAUUUUGAGAAUGGCACGGUAAAAGACACAUGUCAGGUCCCAUUUGAGCAACCUGAAGAUAUUCAGGUGGUCAACACAGGAAGAAACGGAGUCCUCUUUGUCAUAUCUUUUCACCAGGGGCAUGUUUGUGCCAUAUGGAAGGAAACAUUUGAGAUAGCCUCCCACUGGUCAGGUGUCAGCUCCGUCCACGUGGACGACUUCUUGGGAUGUGGAACAGACCAGAUGCUGCUGGUUUUUAAAGAUGAAGGUGAACCAGGACAAAUACUGGAACAUUUCCUCAUCACUGACCUCUGUGGCAUUUCAUAUUCUUGUGGUCAGGACAGCGGAGCAGUGAAGUCAUCUCCUCCGCCAGCAGAGAACUAUCUCCUUACUCUUCAAGCUUUAGAGUCCAGACUUCAGAGCGGAUUGACGGUGCUUCAGGAGCUUCAAGGAGAAGUUAGAGUGAAGGAAAGAGUUCUGCAGCAGUCGGUGCGAGCCCUCACUGAUGUUGUAUCAGAGAGAGAGAUGAUUCUCACCGAGCAUGAACAGGAAGGUCUUAUUGCUCUGUGGGACAGUGAUGAUGAGUCAAAGGAUGAGGCCUUGGAUGACAAGAUGCGAGACAUGCCAGCAGUGUCUUCAAAACCUCAAGUUGACAAGCUGUGGCAUCGCAUCGCUGAGGACCGAAUGGUCGUGGGAGUGAUACUAUCUACUGACGGCUCUGUACCAGCGGCCAGUGUGAGUUUAUCUGUCCUGACAGAGACGGGACAGAGCUCAACGCCCGCAGUCAUCCAGACCCAGAGCCAAGUGUUCUGGCUCCCCGCUCUCAGCCCUUCAUCGCCAUCAUCCUCCUCCUCCUCUUCUGCCUCCACAUUCCCAGAGCCGGCAGCAAAAAGAAGCAAGCAACACAACGCCGGCAGACCAAAUGAUCUCAACACAUGCAGACUGGCUGUGACUGCUGUGACCAGGCUGACACCUCUGUUGAACUCUGGCUGUGUCAAGUGCCGUGUCAUGCUCCAUUAUGUCCAGAGACAAGAUACUUUUGCCCUCGUGAGCAACCCAACACCGGCUGUCCUGCAUUGUGGUCAAGUCACUUUAGAUUUCCAAAGUGAUUUCCAAACCCAACUGUUGAAAAACCCCAAACUCAAAACAGAUGAGGUUACAGAGGACUUGCUGAGUCUGUUGGCGUUGCUGGAUUGCUGGGUGUUCCACAUAGACUCUCCUGAUCACAGCCUAGGUGAUAUAGAUGGCUGGAUUCAGAAAAGAGUGGGCUGUAAGAGGAUAGAAGUGGGCCCUCAGUAUCUUCUGUUAAAUUCGUCAGGACUGUCGGCUCUCAUGCUGCUGCAGUGGCAUCAGAUGACCCCUUUCCAGGGGGAACUGUCUGUCCACUCCAGCCAGUUACCGAUGCUCCAGUUCCUGGACUCUCUGUUGGCUUACCUCCCCGCAUCUUGCUCUGUCCAGGCUGUCAAAGGUACAAGAAGGCAGGGUGCAGCUCAAAUAUUCUCUUUGGCGUUGGAAAAAGAGGUGGCGUCACUCAGAGAGUUUGUAUCAUUGCUGCUCUGUGGAGAACAGGAAGAUGAGGAGAGGAGAAGAAGCACUGGACAUGAGGAGACCCCUGAGCCAGGUUCUGUAGAGGGGCUCAAAAGGUGUAGAGAGGUGUGGCAGCAGGACCUGGAGAGGAGUAGGAUAAGGUUGAGCCCCCUGGUGGAUGUGGGGAGGUAUCGCAGGCUUACCCAAAGCCUCACCCAAGUCCAGCUUGACGGGGAUUUGGCAGCUCUUGUAGAGACUCAGAGAACUUUGCUCAGCUAAUAUGCUGUUGAUGUGGUUAUUGUUGAAAAUCCCAUUGCUACAUCUGUUACCUGGACAACCAGUGUUUGUAUCAAUGGUACUAAAAUCAACUGAAAAGGCAGUUUAUUGUGUAUGCUGUGCACAUUUAACCUGUAGAGAGAGCGCAUCCUCCCAUUGCUGACUUGGUUAUGUUCUGAGCUGAACUGCCUGUGUCUGACAGACAACCUCUUGGGGUUUGCUGUGUAUCUAUUGGUGUCUGUCGCUCUGUAGAGCCUCAGCUCAGCCUAUUUCCAUUGGAUCCCCUCCUGGGUUUCACAGCCUUAAUCUGAUAGUGAUGUGAUACUGCUCUCUCCUCAGCUUAUUCCUUCUGUUCAUGUCCCUUUAGACCCUCAGUGUUCAGAAACACUCUUUAAUGCCUGUUGCUGCCGUUUGCUAUUCAUUAGGAGAAACUACUAUUAUCCCACAGUGAACAGUUUGCCUUAAGAAUAAAGACAACAGAUGAUGGUCGAGCAAGAGCAAAAUAUAUCUGCUCAGCGGCUGUAGUUGAGUGAAAGCUUUUAGUGGUACUUUUCCCGCACGGUUCAGUUAUUUUUCUGUGAAACGAUGCAAAGAAAAAAGUCCUUGGAUGCUGUUUCUCCUAUGAUGCCGCGCAGGCUGUCAGCACUGUAAGUUAAAAUGCCACUUUACCAAGUGAACAUCAAACCCUACUUAAAAGGAUCUAGUCAUUGCUGGAUACAUAAGGUCUCUGGCAGCUUGACCAGCAGUGUUUACUAAAAUGGUUGGUGAGGCUUUUUUUUUAAUCCCAACAGGGACUGAAAAAUGUGGAUGUGAAUUAUGUUUGUCAGAGCUCCGGAGGUACUCAAUCUGUUUGUAGUACUUUGAGGAGAACUUAACUCCCCCUCUUCACACCUUUAAUGUCUCUGCCCUAAUGCCUGCAACAGCUUCCGCUGGACUCACAGCCACAAGACUCCUCUAAAUAUAGCCGAAACAUUUACUUCAGAUUCUCCUAUUUUCGUGAGCAUUUCCCAAUAUGUUAUUUUCGAUGGUGAUGCUGCUGUGGGUUCAUAAAACGUUAAAAGAAACCUAUUUUUGUCACGUUGAAAAUAAAACUCCUGUUUGCAGCUCUGUCAGCUAUUGCUGAUAUAUUCAGACAACAUAACUUCCGUCACCAUGCAAGUUGAUCACACACACACAUUUUUUUUUCCCUCUUUAAUCCCUCACAAACAGAAAAGAGGCAAACUACUACCCCGCCUUUCUUGGCUGCAAGACAAACACCUCUGUCACUUCUAAUAAUGGAGAAGAAUUGUGAAUCCUGCACAGUAAAUAACACCAGUAAAUGGCCAGGGGGACAUGGAUCACAUGUGAAAAUGAAAAUUCAAUUGUAUUGGUGUUCCCUUAAAGCCCUGCCUGCCACCUGGAGUAAAAUAUAUGGUUUGUCAUCCCAUUAUUGCCUGUUAACUUAUAUUAAGUCUGAGUGGUGGAUGAAGGCUGCGCUGAAGCCUCCUCACCUUAAUGGGGUAUGAAGAGGUGUGAUGCUGCUGUUAUGAAACGUCGCAGACAUGGAGAAGACCAAAUACAGUCUCCAUCCAGCUUAUAAAUAUGUCAGUUAUUUGACAGAUUUCUACAUCUUUUGACCUUUUGAGGAUGUAUUUAUGAAUGAUAAUAUAUGUAAAGACCCAAUCUUUAAUUUUGUGACCAAACUCAUAAUGUUUUAUUAUUAAUAGAAGGAAACUCUGCAUUUGAACCUUUUCUCAUCUGAACGUAAUCUCAAAUAAAGUACAGUUAUAUUGCUAGCCUCAAACUCUGCGUUUUAAAUUGGGUGUGGCCCUUUUGUUUACAUUUGAAUCACAGAUUGGUUCUCUAUAUCAACAAUAUCAAGUAAAGACAUCCAUAGUGAUGAAUAAUGCUGUUAAGCCAUGUUUAUAUUGAUGCUGUAUGAUGAGGGCACUGGUCUCUGGUCCCUAGUUUCUGCCUGCAGUCGACUUUUAUUGAUCAGGGUCACAGGCUUUCCUUUCCUCUGGACUAUGGCAAUCAGUGGGUCAACCAUAGUGGGAGGCCAUUGAUUAUAUCUACAUUGUUGUAGUGCACAGCCCACACACACAGUAGUGUACAUGAUUGUGUAUGCAGAAAGCUCUGAUGUGAGGCAACACUUGAAGAGAGAAAAUCCUGAUGAGUUUGCCAUAUUUAAUUUUAAUAUUGCCGUAUUUAAAGUCCCCCUCCAAUCAAAAUUCAGCUUUUCUUCUUGUUCCUUCA
Thunnus maccoyii (southern bluefin tuna) is the source of this 4795-nucleotide messenger RNA. It is a transcript of the gene fancb, whose product is annotated as FA complementation group B. Gene Ontology annotation, biological process: replication-born double-strand break repair via sister chromatid exchange; interstrand cross-link repair; negative regulation of double-strand break repair via homologous recombination. Bases 5 to 2563 code for a protein of 852 amino acids. The transcript has 8 exons. Lineage: Eukaryota; Metazoa; Chordata; Actinopteri; Scombriformes; Scombridae. Gene Ontology annotation, cellular component: Fanconi anaemia nuclear complex. The record is from RefSeq and is a predicted model, not a curated record.